This is a messenger RNA of Panonychus citri (citrus red mite), 2046 nucleotides long. RefSeq lists its product as uncharacterized. The transcript has a single exon. NCBI's taxonomy places the organism in Eukaryota, Metazoa, Arthropoda, Arachnida, Trombidiformes, Tetranychidae. The record is from RefSeq and is a predicted model, not a curated record. Bases 963 to 1784 code for a protein of 273 amino acids.
UUGAUUUAAUUUGAUUGAUUUAAAUUGUUCCCUAUUGAUUAGUUUAAAUGAGUAAAUAUAUUGACAUACAAUUGUCUUAAUUGUUGUUUAAAUACACACAAUAAAAAGGUCAAAAGUUUUCAGAUAGAUUGGUCUAAAUAAUUGUAACAAUUAAGUAAUCGGAUUUUCAUAUUAACUGAUUAAAAUGAAAAUGUCAAAAAGUUAAUCAAGUAUUAGUUUUAUUUAAUUUGAUUAUCUUGCACUUAGUCAAUUAAGAAAUUAAAUUUAUCCUCAAGAGUCGGAUAAUUACAUGAUAAUUGAACAUUGUAAUUGUUAUUAAUUGUUAUAAGAUAAGGUAAAUAACUACAAUUAAAUUUACGUCAAUGAAUAUUAAUAAUUAUCUCGUUACAAGUUUAUAAUGAAAACAUGUGACUUUUGAUUAACUUUUUGAUUAAUUUAGUUUGCUAACCAAUGAAUCAACGAAUUGUAUAUAUUAAUUAGUCAAUAGACAAUUAAAGAUAUUACCAAAACAAUUAAAAAAAAAGUCCACCAAUUUUGAUUAACCAAUCAAGGUUAAGAUAUUGAUUAAUCAAUCAAAUCCCAAGUUAAUUGUAAACAAAUAAACAACCAACAAAACUAAUAAUAGCUGAUCAACAAUCAACAACAACAAUUUAAAUAAUUGCAAGUUCAUCUCAACGUAAAUUCAAUUUUGUUGAUUGUUAGGCCUUAAUAUUAAUUGUAUUAAAUCAAUGAUCAUGUUUUCACAUAAGGUUAUUGAUUAAUGAUAGUAAAUAAUUGAUGAAGAAAAUGAUGAAGAAAAAUGGAAAUUGAUUUAAUUGUUAACAAGUAAACCCAAUGGUUAGAUAGAAAAGCAAAUUAACUUUGAAGCAAUUAAACAGUAAUUUAACUUUGUUAUUAAAUAAGUAAAUUUGGUAAAGUGAUUAGUUUGUUUGUUAAUCAACAAGAGGAAGAAAAAAAAAGUUAUGGAAAUGUUUAAAUUGUUAACAAUAAUUGUGAUCAUUGUCUCUUCCUGUCUAAUUAGUGAUCAUUAUGUUUCCACUCAUGGAUAUCUAAUCAGCCCGGCGGGUAGACCAUCAGCUUGGCGGGUCGGCUAUAAGACACCAAUUAACUACAAUGACAUGGAAAUGUGGUGCGGAGGGUUGACAGUUAAACGCGCUAACAACGGGAGGUGUGGGGUUUGUGGUGAUCCAUAUAAUGGUACACGUACCAGUGAAGUGCCAUCAGGUAAAUGGGUAACCAAACCUCCCACCUUGACCGGAGAUUAUGGUCAAGGUGAUUGGAUAAAUGUAACAGUUAACUUGACCGCUGCCCAUAAGGGUUACUUUGUAUUCCGAUUGUGUCCAAGUCAAUCAGAUGAAAUUGAGGUAACCCAAGAGUGUUUAAAUCAACAUCCAUUAGAAAUUAUAAUUAACUCAUCAACAUUGGAAAAACGGUACAAAUAUCAUCUUGGUAAUCAAGGUCCUAAUCUUUAUAAUUUGACCCUCGUACUUCCGGUCAACCUUACCUGUUCUCGAUGUGUCCUCCAGUGGGAUUAUACCUGUGGUAAUCAGGGAACUACCGACAUGGAAAAUGAAACAUUCAGAGCUUGUGCUGAUAUUAGAAUAACAAGUAAAUUAACUUCUAAUAAAACGAGUGAAACAAUUAACCAAAAUCAACUAAUCAACUCGACUGAAUCAACUAUUAAUAUAAAACCAUCAACAUCAUCAUCACCACCGACAACAACAAUCAUCAACAAUUAUAAAGAUAUUGAUCCAGCAGAAAAUGAAAUUGAUCAAUUAAUUUAAUUUCCAUACAAAUGAAUUAAUUGUUUAAUCAAACAUUGUUAACAAUUUGUAUGUGUGUAUAUUUUUUUUGUAUAUUAUAUGAAAUCUGUACAGAAAACAAAGACUAAUUGUCUUAUUUACAAUCUUAACAAUCAAUGAAUAGAAAUUGAGAAAUAAAUUUAGAUAAACAAUUGUUGAAACAAUUAACUAAUUGGUGAGUUGUUUUUUUUUUCUUGCUUCUCACUAAAACAAUUUACCUUUCGAUGGGACAAUUAAUUUCAAG